AUGAAGAGCACGAGAGGCACGUGCAAAGUAAAGUGGAAUGGCAUUCCUCAGGCUGAGAAGAGUGCGUUGCAUGCGCCUAGGAUUGGGGCAGGGAGGGGGGUGGUGGCGGAUGAUACGGCGGCUGGGCGCUGGGGCCGCGGCAAAAACGUGAGCACGCGCCGGAGGCUCUGGUCGACGCACGCGAUGCGCAUACCAAGGCUCGGCGGGGAAAUGGCGCGCUUCCGCUGC
Molecule: messenger RNA, 228 nt
Organism: Iphiclides podalirius (scarce swallowtail)
Lineage: Eukaryota; Metazoa; Arthropoda; Insecta; Lepidoptera; Papilionidae
Source: the annotation of a GenBank genome assembly